CAUUUGUUAAGCUGGAAAAGUCAUUUGCCACUUUCGUGUAUCUUUUAGAUAUUUUCCUACGUAGUGCACAAUUUAUUUGGAAUAGAUUUUCGCAAAUUAACUAGCGUAAACUAUUUUCAAAUUAACAGUAUUACGUCUUAAAAUAGUGGAAAAUGGUUUCCCCAUGGCUGGCACCUAUCAUAAUCACUUGCAUUUGGGGCUUCAUUGGAAUAAUUUGUCCCUUUUUGGCUCGUGGACCUAACAAAGGAGUCACCCAAUGUUGUUUAAUGUUGAUAGCUUCCACCUGUUGGCUAUUCUGGCUAUGUUGUUAUAUGACGCAAAUGAAUCCACUUAUCGGACCUAAACUAACCAUGAACGAGAUUAUGAUCGUAGCUCGUGAAUGGGGAAAUCCUAUUCAGGAUACAAUUGAUAUCACAUAUUAAUGUCUUCGUUAUUCGUCGUCAUUCUUGAGGGCAGCAAUUUUUGUAUAGAACCUCCAGUUAAUUUGUUGUUUGAUUGUUUUCUGUUUAUUUACAAAAAUAUUUAAAGUCCCUAUUGUAUUAUGACUGCUACUUUUUAAGCAUGAGCAUAUAUCUGUGUUUCCGUUUUGACGGCCAUGUAAAUUAUCAUUAAAGCAAAUGUUAAGAUGUUCAAUACUUUAUAAAUAACAUAUAUUGUAAUACAAAGUGUCCUUAUACAAAUAUAUACAAUCAUUUUUGCCGAAAUAGAAAUCUAAAA
This is a messenger RNA of Bactrocera latifrons, 717 nucleotides long. It is a transcript of the gene VhaM9.7-b, whose product is annotated as V-type proton ATPase subunit e. The transcript has 3 exons. Gene Ontology annotation, cellular component: plasma membrane proton-transporting V-type ATPase complex; proton-transporting V-type ATPase, V0 domain. NCBI's taxonomy places the organism in Eukaryota, Metazoa, Arthropoda, Insecta, Diptera, Tephritidae. Bases 153 to 422 code for a protein of 89 amino acids. Gene Ontology annotation, molecular function: proton-transporting ATPase activity, rotational mechanism. The record is from RefSeq and is a predicted model, not a curated record. Gene Ontology annotation, biological process: proton transmembrane transport.